This is a messenger RNA of Phlebotomus papatasi, 7070 nucleotides long. It is a transcript of the gene Mnn1, whose product is annotated as menin. The coding region runs from base 146 to 2308 and encodes 720 amino acids. Gene Ontology annotation, cellular component: histone methyltransferase complex; nucleus; chromatin. The transcript is spliced from 3 exons. Gene Ontology annotation, molecular function: Y-form DNA binding; chromatin binding; transcription cis-regulatory region binding. NCBI's taxonomy places the organism in Eukaryota, Metazoa, Arthropoda, Insecta, Diptera, Psychodidae. The record is from RefSeq and is a predicted model, not a curated record. Gene Ontology annotation, biological process: regulation of transcription by RNA polymerase II; negative regulation of cell population proliferation; negative regulation of cell cycle.
GCCAUUGGCAGUAUUUCGCCAUCGCGUGCAAAAGCAAGAGUGUGAAAAAAGAGGUGUCAAAGAUAAAUUGCGUCGCUUUUUCUGUGGCUUGCAAAUUUUGCAAUAAUGAUCAGUAGCCGGGCAAAACAGUAGAAAAGACGACACGAUGGCGUCAGUGCUGGGUGAGGAGGUGGCGCGAUUCUUCCCGCUACGGAGUGGGCAAGAUGUUGUGGAGCUCUUUCGACACCAGCUGUUUCGAACUCCGGACCUCACGAUGCUAUCAAUUGUCACGGGUAUCAUCGAGAACACCCUAACCCGAGGCCGUGGCGUAGAUGUGAGUGGUGUCACUACUGCAUCUGGCUGUGUGGAGGAACUGAGCAAUUUUCCAGCAAUUGAACAGGUUGAUGUUGAGGUAUUAUAUAAGAAGUUCAGGACCAUUCUCGCCACGGUGGAGGGAAAGCCAGCCGGCCGAACUGUACGGCGAGAAUAUGCGACACGCGAUGUGAUCAAAAAAGUGUCAGAUGUGAUCUGGAAUUCACUGAUAAGGAGCUCGUACAAAGACAGGGCACAUCUGCAGAGUCUGUAUAGCUACCUGGCCCACAAUAAGCUGGAUUGCUUUGGGGUGGCUUUUGCCGUUGUUGCAGGAUGUCAGAUGCUUGGUUACUCAGAUGUGCAUUUGGCCAUUUCUGAGGAUCAUGCCUGGGUAGUCUUUGGACGAACUCAGGAUGAAACAAUCGAAGUCACCUGGCACGGCAAAGGUUUCGAAGACAAACGCGGACAGCCCGUAUCAGCUGGUGUCGAAUCCCAAUCCUGGCUCUAUCUCUGCGGGCAUCCUGUUGUCUGUACACGUCACAUGGAAGUUGUGGCUCUGGUUCUAGCCAUCAAUCCCUCCCUGAGUAUCACGAGUGCUUGUCUGGAAGUUACUGAGUUGCAGCAGCAACUUCUGUGGCUGCUGUAUGAUAUGGGGCACAUGGAAAAAUAUCCCAUGGGUCUGGGGAGUCUUGGGGAGCUGGAGGAAAUGUGUCAGACAGACAAGAGGCCCGCCAGUGAAGAGCUGUAUGAGGAAUCCGUGAGAUCUGCCCGAACCUACUACAAAAACUAUCACGUGUACCCCUACACAUAUCAGGGAGGCUACUACUACCGCAAGAAUCUCUACAAGAACGCAUUUGCGUCAUGGGCAAAUGCAGGGGAUGUCAUCAGAUUGUACAUUUAUUCUCGCGAUGAUGAGGAGAUUUACAAGGAAUUGCUGGACAUUGCCAAUGAGCAAAUCCCCCUGAUAAUGAAAACAGAGAGUUCAGGGCAUUCAGCACAUAGUAUUCUGCGGGAUCCACAGUGUUUUGCCAAUCUUCUGAGAUUCUACGAUGGGAUAUGUCAGUGGGAGGAGGGUAGUUUGACGCCAAUCCUUCAUAUUGGCUGGGCUAAGCCGCUGGUGAAUACAAUAUCCAAGUUUGACUACGACAUUCGGUCCCAGGUGACCAUAAAUUGUGCCAGUGACGAUGAUGAUGUGCAAUCAUCGAUUUCCAUAGUCAACCGCAAAGAGGCUACCAAGCAUCACACACUGGAGGAGAGUGUGGAGGAGAAGAGACGCAGGGAUGGGAUGAAUAAUAACAUUGUUAUUGCGGGGAAGGAUGAUAAGGGGGGAGGAGGAGGAGAUGCUGUGAAAGGCUGUAGGGAGAAUGGAAGUGAGGAUGUGACUAAAUUACCGCCAACUCUUGAAGCUCUAACAGCAGCAUGUGGUGAGAAAAUCCUCAAUCCGGAUUUUCUGCUUCAGGGAGGUGGUCAACCAUUUACUGAGUCACAGCAGACGCCACCAAAUGAAACACCACCGAAGGGGCUUCCGAAAGGAGGAGCUCCAGAGGAGGUGAAAGUUGAACCGCCGCCAAAGGUGGAAGCGAAGAAGGAGGAGAAGGUUGAGGGUAAAGGUGACAAAGUGGAUGGAGAUGGGGCUAUAAUAGAGACUGAGGUGAAAUCCUCGAGCGAAGCAGUGAAGAGUGAUGGACCAAAAUUUGAGCCCAAGGAUGAUGAGGAGGAUUUACGACCCAAGAGACCCGUGAUAACACUCUAUAGUCACAAGAUGAAGGGUCUGAAGGAUCUUCUGCUGGCCGAGAAGCUCAAUACCCAUGCCAUCUCCCUUCAGGUUACGGCUCAGAGUCAGGUAGGUGGGAAGAAGGGAAGAAGUGGGAUGUUCUCAUCUGGUCAGGGCGGAAGCAAUCUCAUCCAUUCUGUCUCACUGGGCUCAUCGAGUUUUGACUCUGACCUCGGUGGAAGUUCGCGUCCCAAGAGAUCCAGGCAUAUUUUUUUAUUGCAACCUUUAUUGUUUUUUUGGUAAAUGAGCAACUGAAAAAGAUUGCUGGAGAGUUGAAAAAAUGAUUAUGAUGAAAUUGUUAUUGAGAAAAAGAAUGUUUGGUUUUUUGUUGAAUGAGAGAUAAAGGUGAAAAAUAUGAAAAAAGUAAAUUAUUGUUACAAUAGAAGGUGAAAAAAAGAGAAGUUGUUGAAGAAUUUUUAUUCGUUUUUGUUUAUUUGUUGCAUUUACCACGAUUCAAAACAAUUAAAAAGAUUAACAUCUAAAUUUAAAUAAAAUGAGGAAACAACAAAAACACGUAGAUGGUAGUAAAACAAAUGCAUGAGAUAUAAAAAAAAAGUACAAAUUCCCGUGGUUUCUUGUGUCAGUCGGCAAAAUACAACAAGAACCAUAAGGUAACCUUUAAAAAAAUAUUGUUUACUUAUUGAAAAAAGAAGAAAUUUAAAAAUGAUAAUAAAAUAAAUACAAAAGAAGCUUUUACUUUCUUGGAAUGAAUUGUGAACUUUUCUAGAGAACAUUUGAAAAAAAAGAAGAAAACAAAAUGGUCUAAAAGACGUUAAAAACAAUUUAAGACAAUUUUUCAGAGACGUGUUUGUGAGUGAAGUUUUAAAAGAAAAUUUAAAAAAAGGGGUGCUAAAGAUUUCUUUGAAAAGACAGUAAAAGAAAAUCCUUAAUGAGCAAAAAUAACACGUCUAUAAACAAAAUGAAAGAAAAGAUGAAUAUUUUGGAAAUCAAACUAAAAAGCUGAGAGUGAAAAAUUUAUAAUGAACAAAAACGUUUUUUCUAUGGAGCAAUUCUAUUGUAUACCUUUUUAGUGAAGAAUUUAAACAAAGAGAAAAAAAAGAAAAAUCUUUGCUUCACAAUUUUCUUGACCUUCUUUUUUUCUUUUAUCGCAUUUUAAAUCUGAAUGUAAUGUCACAAUUUCUAUUUAAAAAAAAAUGAGGUGCUUUUUAUGUCUGCAAACUAUUAAAAACUUUAUUUUCAUUAGUUAUCUUUUUAAGACAAUAAUUGAAUUUAAUAGUUUUAGUUUUAUCAAAUAUCAGUCAUAGUUUCGUUGCAAUUGUCAUCAAUAAAACGCUUUUUUUAGUAUUUUAGUGAAAAACAUAAUUUAAUAUACUAGGAAUUUUAUAUAUUUUUAAAAAAGUAACUUUGGAAUUACUACACUAUACCGUAAUUUAUUGAAAUAUUGAUUUUACGAGAAGUAUUGGACAUUCUCGUUACUCAUUUAUUGUUUGAACUUUUCUUAUUUCGUCUACCGCCAACUUAUUCCAUAUCACAUGGAAAAUGGCAGUAAAACCAGUAAUAGAUCGUUACUGAAUUAAAAAGUCGAAGAUGAAAAGGAAAUUAUCCGAGAAAGAUUUUUGGGAAUUUAUUUAUAUUAAAAGAAAACAAAUCAACUACUGAAAUCUAGAAACCAAAAGGACGAUCAGGUGCGAUAAAGUAGGAGACCAAAAUGUAUUCCUAACUACCUUCCAUUAUUCCCGGUUUUCCAAAGGACCCAUUUACACACAUUUUUGCAAAUCAGACUGUUUUAGAAACAUGACGUUUAUCUGUCAAUUUACCCAUGAAUAAAACUAGGGGACAAACAGUUAUAGACAGCGACUUGGGGUUUCAAGAGAUUUUUUAAAAAUCUUGUUUUUUUCUCUUUCGUAUAUGAUAUUGGAAUUAAUCUAAACUCUUAAAAUAUUCCUCAUUCAAAAUCAUACUGCGAAAAUCUUGAAAUUAAGCGGCUAUUGUAAGAAUAGCCUAAAUCCCCAAAUAGACUCAGGCUGAUCCUCGAAAAUAUUUAGUCCGCAAAAUUUGGCGGUAAAGGAUCAGCCCAAACUAUCUUACACAUACGGCCUUUACGCAUUUAGAAACAAUUUACGUCAAAAAUUGACUGUUAUAAAAAAAUUUUGACGUUUUUGCCUACAAUGAUAGGGGAUUUUUCUUUAGAAAAAUAGCUUGUUUUCAAAACUUGCUCCCAGUGUGUAGAGGCCUUUAGAGAUCGUGAUAAUCGAUUAAAGCUCAUUGCAUAAAUCUCCUUUAAUCUGGUUCUUUAUCGCCAAAUUUUACCGGUUGAAUAUUCUCGAAGAUCAGCCUGAGUUAAUUUGGGGCAUAACAUGGAUUUAAGAUUGGAGGCUUAACCCAGUUCCCGAACGUUUAGAAAUUUUAAAUUUUAACUUACUCGAAAUAUUUCAUAUUGAUUUUACAUUGACCUGAGACGGAAAUCUCUUAAAAGCAGAGUGUAGUAGCACAUGAAAAUGAAGGAAACGAACUCCAAACUGUCCCUCUGAAACAACUUUCGCAUCGGUUCUACAGUAGACUCUCACUCAAUCGGCUUUUCCCAAUCGGGCGACAAAUCUUGUUGACAAUUUUCACGUUUAAUUAUGAAGCUAAUUCGCUCAAAUUCGCUAUAGUUCUUCCUAUUUUAUCGUGAUUCUUUAUAAUUGAGCGCUUUUCGUGGAAUUUACAAAAGGCUUUGAUGCUCAAUUCUAUCGCUAAACCCGAUGACAUUUUGCCCCAUAUUCCCGAUUGAGAGAGUCUACUGUAUACGAUCUACCACCAUGCAUAUUUCACAAUGAAAGUCUUUGAAUAUCCACACUUUUUCAUUGAACGCAAAAGCGAAAUUGUCACAAUGUCGAUGUGCUCAUCGAUUUUUCGUUUAUAAAGAAUAAUGACCUUGAAAUAUUCUUCCCAAAGGAUUUUGAAGGUCACAGGAUAAGCAUAUCUAGAGGUCAUAUUUCACAAGCAAGUGCGGUAAGUUUGGAUUCAUUGGAGAGAUUUUUGAAUACCUUAAACCCGGUUCUGAACCAAUUAAUUUUUGCCUGAAAUUCAAUAAUUGUAUUUACUUUUACGUGUUUUGAACAAUCGUUUACGAUUUAAGUGAUUGAGAUCAUUUAGGCUGCUGCAUUGAAUUGAGAUUGAAUUGUAUCGAAAUGAGAUUUUGGGACAAUUCAGUCUUAAUCUAAUGUGGAAAUCUAAGGUCCUUGACACACUAACGACUUAAGCCGACAGACGGUUUUACGUAAUUAUAAUCAAAAUAAUCCGUCUUUCGGAUUAAACCAAGAAACGUCUUAGUUAGUGGGAAACUGAUAAGAAUUUAGUAAAACCAAUAUUUUGAUUAUAAUUACGUUAAACCGUUUCUCGGCUUAAGUCCUAUGCCUAAGCCAUAAACGGUUUCAUUGAGGCAAUUUACACAGCCGCCACUUACAGCCUGAUUGAGUUAUGUACAUCCGUUCAGAUCGGUUAUAAACCGGAAAACAGUAUACAGUAGAAUUCCAGAUAAUGCAAAAAGCAACUUUUACACUGAAUAGUUAAUAGUGUAAAUCUAAAUCAAUUGUGUAAAAGAUUUUUUUUAUUAAACUAGCAAUAUUAUUUUAACUCCUAUGGUGAAAAAGGCGUUUUUGUAUUUUUAGUAUUUUUAACAAAAACGAGGCUUUUUGUAAAUGGGAGUGCCACACUUUUCGGAUCCAUACUUUUCGGACUUCAGUAGUAUAAAAGGUGUAAAAGGAAAGGAUUUAAUAGUGUAAAUUGUGGUAGCAUCCAACACUCCCAGUUUACGUUACAAUUUAUGAAAGAAUUUAAAAAUAAAAUCUUUGGAACUUAACUAUUUCGACUAUCUCUCUUUUACGCUAUAUUUCUAUUUUAUUGUUAUUACAUAUUUUUCCCAAAUUAUCUAAACUGAUAAUCUGAAUUAUUCGUAUGAUUUAAAUGGGCAAACUUUACUCUGGCAGUCCAAUUAUUUGUGCAAACAAUGAAAUUUCAAAAAUAAGUUACGGUAGAGUGUAGGAAUUCCAAAACCUUGAAAACACUGUGACAUUCAUGCAAAUGAUGAACACUUAGCUUAGCUUCUAUUUUCCACACUUCAAGCAUUAUUAGUGAAUAAAUUUAUUUUUAAAAGAUAAAAAUAUUCCCUAAGAAUUGUUAUUUAUUUUCUAAGUUCUAUUUCACACUGAGCACAGUAUUUUUUUGUCUUAGAAUAUGAUAAAGAAACUUGUUUUCCUCACUUAUCCUCAAAAACGUAAAUUUUCCUUUUUUCUGUGCUUCAGCAAAACAAUAUUAUUAGAAGAAAGAAAGAAAUGUUAAUGAGAAAUAUCUCAAGAAAUGUGUUUGCUAUUUAUGUAAAAAAAACAUAGAAAUAUUAUUAAUGAAAAAAAAUCAUAAAGGCAAUGUUAUAUUGAAUUCGCAACACUGAUAAAGAACACAAAAUAGUGAAAUAGAUGCAGUAAAACUGGAAUUAUUUAACGAAAAGAAAAAGAAAGGAAAAAUAUAUUCAUAGAAACAGUUGUAGACAUCAAUAUUUAAUAAAUAAACAAAUAUUUCUUAGUAGAAGAAAAAUAUUGUAUUUAAAAGGUAUUUUAUCAGUGAAUCAAAAAUUUCUUUUUAAAAGAAUAUAUCAUCCUAUAUUAGAACUUUAGAGGCCUGUGAUGCAAGUGAAAAAAAAUGCAGAAUUUAAAUGUAACCUACAAUAACUAGAUAUUUGUCUUGCUGAUGACUUCCCUUCUGUUUCCACUUGAACCUAUUUCUUCCUUUCACACACAGUGAUCAAAUUUUUUCUUAAACAAUUUUAAAUAGCAAAAGAAAAAGCUUUUAAUUCGCGUUACAGUUAUAAAAAAUCAAUUCACAAAUAGAUGAAAAAAAAGUACACAAUAUGGUAAGAAAAAAAAAGAAAAUAGAAAGGACAAAUUGUAGGCUACAGAAGAGAUAAUCUUCAAAAGGAAAAAUACAUGAAUUUUCUGUAAUUUGAUGUUAUACAUAAAAACUAUUAUAGAUGUCAAAUAAAGAAGAAUCAUAUGAAUUCAAAAAA